Molecule: messenger RNA, 627 nt
Organism: Crotalus tigris (Tiger rattlesnake)
Lineage: Eukaryota; Metazoa; Chordata; Lepidosauria; Squamata; Viperidae
Product: C-type lectin lectoxin-Thr1-like
Exons: 4
Coding region: 58-438 (126 amino acids)
Molecular function (GO): signaling receptor activity
Source: RefSeq, a predicted model, not a curated record
UUCCUCUUUUCCCACACAGGAGUGAAAGGCUGUUGUUGUCCCCGUGAUUGGCUCCCCAUGAAUGGGCUUUGCUACAAGAUCUUCGAUGACCAAAAGAACUGGAACGAUGCAGAGAUGUUCUGCAGGAAAUACAAGCCAGGCUGCCACCUCGCCUCCCUUCAUAGCAUUGAUGAUUCAGAUGAUGUGGCCGAGUACGUCUCCGACUAUCUCAGGAGUGGCAGCAAUGUCUGGAUUGGACUGAAUGAUCCAAAGAAACAACGUGUCUGGCAGUGGGCAGACAGAUCCAGAACGAGCUACCUCACUUGGAAACCAGGGGAGCCCAACAACGCUGGGAACGAUGAAUACUGCGUUGAACUUUGGAACCCGUCAGGUUACACAAAGUGGAACGACGAGAAUUGUGCGUCCUUGCGUUCGUUCCUCUGCAAGUGCAGAUUCUAGGACAAACGGCUCCUCCUCCUGCCCCAGAGGGACAGAAGCACCUGGUGAAGAAGCAACAAAGCCCACCUGUCUGCCAAAAUCUCUGCUCUGCACCCCUUCGCUUAUCACGGUUGAUUUCUGUAGCUUGGAUCUGAUUUCGCUCAUUGUGAUGGGCCAGAAGAAGGUCAAAUAAACUCAGUCUUGGCAUGA